Messenger RNA from Coniosporium apollinis CBS 100218, 1044 nucleotides. RefSeq lists its product as uncharacterized. NCBI's taxonomy places the organism in Eukaryota, Fungi, Ascomycota, Dothideomycetes. The transcript has a single exon. The record is from RefSeq and is a predicted model, not a curated record. Bases 1 to 1044 code for a protein of 347 amino acids.
AUGCCUCACCACCCUACCGCCCCCCGCUCAAACUCUCCCGCCGACGCACUCCUCCGCUGGCACCGCACCACCAAACUCUCCUCCCCCACCUCUCUCAACAGCCUCCUCGCCCUCCUCAGCAGCACCACCCCCUCCACCCUCGCCGAGCUCGCAAAAGCGCACCACGCCGCCGCCGUGCCCUCCAGCCCGCGCUGGUCCGGCUUCCACGCCUGGAUAUGCAACCGCCCUCUCUGCGCCAAGCCGCCCAUCUCCUCACGCACCAGCCAAACAGAGGCCGCAGAAGCCUUCCUGGCGCUCUACCACACGGGCAUCAUCCCCGCCGCCGCAGCUCAGAGAAAGAGCUCGAUAGGUCGCUCUAGGCGCGACAGCGGCACAAGCACACCUCCACCUCUACGCAGCCCUCGCGGGCUCCGCAUCCUGGACCCGACACUAGACGACCUGCCCCGCUGGUGGGCCAAGGCGAGCGAGCAGACGCUUUGUUCUUUCGCGUGGAUGCUGAGCGUAGACUCGGACAUCGACGAGGAGUUUCGCGCGUGCUUGGAGGGCGAUCUCGCAGCGUUCAAGAGCGCGAUGCAGAAGUUCCGACAGGGGCGCGUUGAGAAGAGUGCGGCGUAUAUCGCUAGGUAUGGAGAAAGGGGGCAGGCCGACAAGAGCGAUGCUCGCUGGGACCAGCUGGCAACGGUGGCCGGGUGGGCGGUGUAUAGGCUGCUGGAGGCGAGCGGGGAACCGGAGGUUGUGUGGAGGCUAAAGGAGGAGGAGAGGAGGGUGGCGAGGUUGCCGGUCGCGAGUAAAGAGACGUUUGAGGAGAUCUGGCCGCCGAUUGAUGCGCCGAGGGCUGGAUUUAGGAUUCCGAAGAAGGUUGAGCGGGAGACAAGAGCGCCGCAGCCGCAGCGGCAGCAGGAGAAGGUGGUGAGGAAGGAGACGGUUCGACCGGUCGUCUCUGAGCCUGUCAAGCAGAUCAUGUUUCCCAAGGACAGAUUCAGGAAGGAGCAGUGCUUGAUAACUGUGAUAGAGGCGUAUGAAGUCGAGAUUGACAGUUGGUAA